AUGGUUAAGAAGCUCGCCCUCGCCUCCCUCUUCUUCACCAGCGGCAGUGUGGACGCCACCGCUGGGAGCCUGUCGUCUCCUCCGUCCAUAUCAGCAGCGUCCUCCGGCAGCAUGGCCGCCUCGUGGCAAUGGCCCUCCUGCGCGCAGGCCAGGACGACGUCCUUCGACGGCCGCAGCAGCGUGGAGGCGGAGGCUUCGUCCUCUUCGGCUCGCCGGGACUGCUGCAGGACGACUCGCGUGAUCACGAACCCGGCCUACUGCGACAGCGACGACGACACGGCCAACAGCUCUUUCCUCUCCGCCACGGUCUCGUCCUCGGCUUCCACCGCGGCGCUAGAGCCGGAGCCCUCGCGGGCGCGCGAGGCCGAGGAGGCGGUCAUCCGCGAGAUCCGAGCGUCGAGCCGGCUCUUCUUCGAGCCCGAGGCGACGAAAUCCAUCGUGACGACGAGCAAGCCGGACGCGGAUCAGGCGGCGUUCGGUGGGGCGACGGCGCUGGCCAUCGACUCCGCGGACCCGUACGGCGACUUCCGGUGGUCCAUGGAGGAGAUGGUGCUGAGCCGCAGCGGCGGCAGCUGCGAGGACGACUGGGGGUGGCUGGAGGAGAUGCUGGGGUGGUACCUCCGCGCCAACGGCAAGAAGACCCACGGCCUCAUCGUCGGCGCCUUCGUCGACCUGCUCGUCGGCCUCUCCGCCGUCAACUAUAAGCAGAGCGGCCAGUGCUAG
This is a messenger RNA of Triticum turgidum subsp. durum (durum wheat), 723 nucleotides long. The record is from the annotation of a GenBank genome assembly. Lineage: Eukaryota; Viridiplantae; Streptophyta; Magnoliopsida; Poales; Poaceae.